Orycteropus afer afer is the source of this 2316-nucleotide messenger RNA. Lineage: Eukaryota; Metazoa; Chordata; Mammalia; Tubulidentata; Orycteropodidae. The record is from RefSeq and is a predicted model, not a curated record.
AUGAACUCCUUUGUGAACAAUGUGUUUGAGCGGCUGGCUGGGGAAGCCACCUGGCUGGCCCAGUACUCGGGCCGCACCACCCUGGCAUCCUGGGAAGUGCAAACGGCUGUGCGUCUGAUGCUGCCUGGGGAGCUGGCCAAGCAUGUUCUGUCUGAGGGCACCAAGGCUGUCACCAAAGCCUACCAGCGCCUCUGGGAGUCCUCCCACGUGACACUGCAGGAGCUGCUGGACAAGGAGCGGCCCCUGCUCCACCCGGUACCUGAACGGGAGCGCCAGUCCUUCCAGCACCGGCUCUCGUCGCUCUACCUGUUCUACCUGGGGCUGCUUCGCCGCCUGGACGCCAUCUAUGACCAGAUGGUGCAGCCGCAGAAGCGGCGGCUGCUGCGGCGGCUGCUGGACGGCGUGGCGGGCCGAGUGCUGGAGCUGCAGGAUGAGCUAGUGCGCACUGACCUUAGCGAGUGCCGCUGCCUGGACCACGUGCUGCAGGAGCUCAAACUCACGCCGGCAGACCUGGAGGUUCCAAUUCCCAAAUACUUCCUGUUGGAGCAGGCUAGCAUUCUGAAGGACCGGGGCCUAAUGUUGGCAGAAAUCCUGUCCAAAAUGGAGCCAGUGCCCUCUGUGGAGAUCUUUCCAGGAAAGCACUGGACUGAGGCCAUAAUCCUGCUGCAAAGAGCCGAGCGGGCCCGGCAAGGCCGGCUCCGUGCUAAGUUCAUGCGUGAAAUUCGGAGAGAGGAGGAGCGGGACCGGAAGAGCCGAGAGGAUGGGAGGCACAAGUUCACUCAGGACCAGGCAUCUGUCAUCAUACAGAAGGUGUGGAAAGGCUACCUGCAGAGGAAGCGUACCCAGCAGGACCGGCAGGUAGAGAUGGAGUUCAUCGGCAUGCUCCCCUCACCCAAUGAAACAGAGCACUCAGGCAUCCUGUCCCAGGCCUGCCUCAGGGAGGAUGUCCGGAGGCUCCGCCAGGUAGAGAAGGAGGAGGAGUUCCAGUUGGCCAUGACGCAAACCCAUGAUUCUCUCAUAGAGACUGAGGGGCCUGACAUAAAGGAGAAGAUGAAGGAGCAAAUUCGACAGUGGUUUAUUGAAUGCCAUGCCCUUACAGGUCGGUUUCCUGAUUAUCCAGAUGAGUCUUCAGGUGGAUCCUACGUGAUCUUUGCAGACAAGACUCCAGAACAGGUAGAUAAGCUGAUGCAGCAAGAGCUGAAGAAUUUGCGCCUGGCUGUGGACAGGGAGGAGGAGAGACCCUUGAAGCCUCCAAAGAAGAAGCCUGGGAAGAAAGUUGGAAAGAAGAAGGAAAAGGAUCUCACCCCCAGCAGGUCCCUGGACUCUCUGUAUGAAGAGCUCGUCAUCCACAGACUUCUGAAGAAGAGUGAGACAGUGGCACUGAAGGACUACAUCGGUGACUGCCUCUAUCUUGGAUCUGCUCUGAACGUGGCAAACAAGUUGCCUAUGCCUUCCUUGUUUGAUAUUCGUCAGAACAUGGCCUUGUAUGGGGUUCUGCGGCUUGGCUCCCCAGAUAUACAUGCCAUGGCCCCCCUUAUCCGUUCCAUCCUCUUAGUGGGCCCCCCAGGCAUGGGGAAGAAGAUGCUGGUUAAGGCUGUGUGCACCGAAACUGGUGCCAACCUGUUUGACCUGUCCCCCAGCAACCUGCAGGGCAAAUACCCUGGCAGAGCCGGCGUGCAGAUGGUCGUGCAUAUGGUCUUCAAGGUGGCUCGGUUGCUGCAGCCCUCUGUGAUCUGGAUUGGGGGAGCUGAGAAGACUUUCUAUAAGAAGGUCCCAAAAGAAGAGAGAGAGAUGGACCCAAAGCGAAUGAAAAAGGACCUUACCAAGGCCUUGCGCCUGCUGAACCCCGGAGACCGCGUGAUGCUAAUUGGAACCACAGCCCGGCCACAGCUGGCUGAGAUGAAGGGGCUGUGUCGGACCUAUGAGCGCAUCCUCCUCAUGCCCCGGCCCGACUACGCCUCCCGAUUUGUGCUUUGGAAGCAUAUGAUAGAGACCCAAGGAGUUCAGGUGACCCAGAGCCUGGAUAUCAGUGCCCUGGCCAAAGUGUCUGAUGGUUACACGCCCGGCCACAUCCUCCAAGCCAUUCAAUCAGUACUGACAGAGCGGCGGCUCCUGCAACUGUCCAAGCGUCCCUUAGUGGCCUCUGAGUUCUUGGGGCAUCUGGCAAAGCUGGAACCAGUGUACAAAGAGGAAGAGGAAUCUCUGAAGGACUGGUACUUCAAGACUCCACUAGGCAAGAAGAGAAUGAAGCUUAUCAAGGAGCAGAUGGAAGCUGAGGAGGCCAGGAUAACCAAGGAAAAAAAGAAAAAGAAGUGA